This is a messenger RNA of Lobosporangium transversale, 3963 nucleotides long. Its product is annotated as raptor N-terminal caspase like domain-domain-containing protein. Gene Ontology annotation, biological process: positive regulation of protein serine/threonine kinase activity; regulation of autophagy; TOR signaling. Gene Ontology annotation, cellular component: cytoplasm; TORC1 complex. Gene Ontology annotation, molecular function: protein binding; protein-macromolecule adaptor activity. The transcript is spliced from 6 exons. The record is from RefSeq and is a predicted model, not a curated record. The coding region runs from base 1 to 3963 and encodes 1320 amino acids. Lineage: Eukaryota; Fungi; Mortierellomycota; Mortierellomycetes; Mortierellales; Mortierellaceae.
AUGCGACCUAGACAGGCUGACAACGAGAACAACGAAGAUGCAAAAAGUACCAACAGCACCCUGGUUAAUGCUGGCAUGAAUUCUGCAAACGAACAGGAUGAUGAUGCGGAGCCCACGCAGGACUCGCACACCAAUGGCUUUAGACAUCAAGGCGGGCCCGCAGAUGCGGACAGUGAAGAGGAUGAAUGGCACACGUACCGACAUGGCUUUGAUCUUGACUUUGACGAGCACGGUCUCCCACCGGAGCACGUCUACUACAUGUUUUACACUGAUAAGCGUCAUGAGGUCACUACUGGACACAAUGCAGAGAUCACGCUUCGUGAGUGGGAGCCCCUGCAGGAUUGGCGCAUGCGGGAAAAGCUAAAGACUAUCUCUGUCGCUCUAGUCCUUUGUCUCAACAUCGGCAUCGACCCUCCAGAUGUUGUUAAAACAAACCCAUGUGCCAAACUGGAGGCUUGGAUCGAUCCUUUUGUACUUCCUGUACCGAAAUCAUUAGAAAAUAUCGGCAAAGCAUUACAGGCACAGUAUGAAGUCUGGCAGCCUCGUGCUCGAUACAAAGCGGCAUUAGAUCCAUCGAUGGAAGACACCAAAAAGCUUUGUUGCGUGCUGCGACGCAAUGCAAAGGAAGAACGCAUUCUGUUUCAUUAUAAUGGGCAUGGAGUACCCAAACCCACGUCCAGCGGCGAGAUUUGGGUCUUCAAUAAGAAUUAUACCCAAUAUAUACCCGUCUCUCUGAUGGAUCUUCAGAGUUGGCUCGGAUCACCUUGUAUCUACGUGUACGAUUGCUCUGCUGCUGGAAACAUCCUCCUGUCCUUCAACCGUUUCGCAGAAAAACGCGAUCUCGAAGCUGCUAAGCAGGCAGCCUCACAACCUCCAGGAACCAUUCCUUCACCGCCUCUCAGGGACUGCAUUCAACUGGCUGCCUGCGGACCUGAUGACACGUUGCCCAUGAACCCUGAUCUACCUGCAGAUAUCUUUACAGCAUGUUUAACAACGCCUAUUGAAAUUGCAUUGCGUUGGUUUGUGUUGCAACAUCCUCUCUUGCACAAUGUGACCGUCGAAAUGGUCACGCGGAUCCCUGGAAAACUCAAUGAUCGCCGUACACCAUUGGGCGAGCUCAAUUGGAUUUUCACAUCCAUCACGGACACCAUUGCCUGGAAUGUCCUCUCCCGAGACUUGUUCAAGACUUUGUUCAGACAGGAUCUCAUGGUUGCAGCACUGUUCCGAAACUUCUUGCUGGCUGAUCGUAUUAUGCGAUCACAAAAGUGCACGCCCAUGUCUUCACCAGCACUUCCACCCACUCAUCAACACCCUAUGUGGGAUUCAUGGGACCUAGCUUUGGAUAUGUGUCUCGCACAGUUGCCAGGAUUGCUUCAAGGAGAAGGAGCUGGAUCACCCUUGGAUUAUCAGCCCAGUAUGUUCUUCACUGAGCAAUUGAUGGCAUUUGAAGUCUGGCUGAGCCAUGGUAGCCCAUCCCAUGAAGCGCCCGAGCAAUUGGCGAUUGUCCUCCAAGUAUUGCUCAGUCAAGUUCACCGUCUCCGCGCACUUCUCUUGUUGAGUCAGUUCUUAGAUCUUGGACCAUGGGCUGUGAACCAUGCUUUGGCCGUGGGCAUUUCACCCUAUGUGCUCAAACUUCUUCAAAGUCCUGCAGCAGAUCUAAAACCAGUGUUGGUCUUUAUCUGGGCGAGAUUGUUGGCAGUGGACCGGUCUUUCCAGAAUGAUCUGCUCAAGGACAAUGGCUUUGUAUAUUUUGUCGGUAUUUUGGGCGUCAAUGCAGGCAUGCCGCCGCUUCGAAACGUAUCUGAACACCGAGCCAUGUGUGCCUUCAUUUUAGCAACUUUCUGCAGAGACUUCUCUCAAGGACAACAAGCAUGUUUGAAGCAGCAAGUGAUCCAAUACUGCCUCACGCAUGUUGCCGAUAGCGACCAUCUUCUGCGUCAAUGGGCGUGUCUUUGCAUCGGUCAGCUUUGGAAAAACUACAAUGAAGCAAAGUCGGUUGGUUUACAAUUGGGCGCGCACGAUCGAUUGACACAAAUCUUGACCGAUCCGGUACCAGAAGUUCGAGCAGCUGCGAUGUGGUCAUUGGGCACAUUCAUUAGUAAUUUAGAUCAGAACGAGCAAGUGAUUCAGCUUCAAAAUAACCUUGCCAUGCGCUCUCUCGUAGCUACUACGGACGCUUCCCCAAUUGUUCGCAAAGAGUUAGUCAUCUUUCUAUCCUCUCUAGUCCUAGACCAUUCAGACAGCUUUGUUCAGGUGGCAUCGGAACUUUUGGCUGCAGAGCAGCAGCAGGUUCCUACAGGUAAACUUGACUCAAAAUCCAAGUUUGCGGAGGAACGCGCGGACAAGAUGGGUCCUCAGGCUGUUUAUUCUGUGAUUUGGAAAGCGUUGCUCUGUCUCUCAGUUGAUUCUAAUCGAGGAGUAGCCGUGGCAGCAUGCAAACUCGUGGACUAUAUUAACUAUCAACUACUCUCCGGACCUGUUGCACAGACAUUGACACCCAUGCUACAGCAGCACGCACUUCGCAGCCAAGCACUAUCAUCAUCUUCUACAAACCCGCUUCAAUCAUCAUCGCCCCAGGCAACCCCUGACCGUACCAGUUCCAGCGCUACUCUCAGUCAUCGAACAGCUGCCAAGAUGGCUAAUACACUGAAGCGAUCAGCCUCAUUGGCAGUGACGCUGAAAAACUACAUCCCAGGCUAUUCUAGUCAAUCUAGUGCAGUAGAAGCACCCAGGGUAGGAUUAGGUGGCUUGUCGGGUACCAGUGGGUCCAAAUCAUCACAAGAUGGGGCUCAUUUGUCUUCUGCAGACUCGAGACAAACAAAUGGUGGCGCUAAUGGGACGAAUCGGUCGACUCGGAGCACCGCAUCGCGUCCUCGAUCUGUGCAUGGUGACGUGGGAUAUGUGCAGGCACAAGCGUCACCAUCCUAUACUCCGGUCAACCAAGGGACUGGCGCUGCAGUCGCUAAUGGAGCACUGGAUCCAGAUCAUCCAGAGGCAAAACCACAAUUGGAGUCUGUGUUCUACGACUGGUGUUGCGAAUACUUUUUGGAGCCUCAGAUGAAGGGAGUUGAGGGCGAUGAACCCGGAAGUAUUAAUUACAACGAGCGACUCUGGCGUCGUGUAAGAAAUGAGAAGAUUAUAUAUGAGUGCCACCCACUACGUGAGCAAGCAGGUUUGAGUAAAUGGGACACUAACAUCCAGUCUAUGAACAAUGAGUCGGCAGCAAUGCAUCUAGUCAUGCACUCUUAUGAGCCGCAUGUAGUGAUUGCAGACGAUAAGAGGAAUAUCAGCGUGUGGAAUUGGAGAGAAGGCCAGCUACUAAAUCGAUUCUCCAAUUCGAACCCGAGAGGUACAUCCAUUACAAGUGUCAAAUAUAUUAAUGAGGACGACAUUGCCAUGCUUUUGGUCGCAUCAGGCGAAGGUGUUGUCAGGCUGUACCGCAAGUAUGACGAACCAAAUCAGACUGAUAUUGUGACAUCAUGGCGUGUCCUCACCGAUAUGCUGCCAAGUAGCAAGAGUACUGGGACAAUCACGGAUUGGCAGCAAGGGCGCGGCGCAUUACUGGUUGGAGGAGAUGCAAGAGUAAUCCGAGUGUGGGAUGCUGCUCGAGAGCUGUGUAUUAGUGAUAUCCCCACAAGAUCUGGAGCUCCGGUGACAAGCAUUACAAGUGACCAGGUAUCGGGAAAUAUCUUUGUAGUCGGUUUUGGAGAUGGUGCAGUAAGAGUGUAUGAUCGGCGACAGCCUCAACAUGAAGCAUUGGUGAUGACGUGGAAGAAGCAUAAAUCAUGGAUCCAGAAUGUGCGUAUGCAGCGCGGCGGUUUUCGGGAGCUGGUCUCUGGCAGUGUCGAUGGAACAGUCAAGGUUUGGGAUGUCCGUCAUCAAGAGUCUUUACAAACCAUUGUGGCGCGAGACCCUAUUUCUGCGCUCGAUCUUCACCACCAUGCUCCUGUCCUAGCCUGGUAA